AUGAACAAGAAUAUAUUCUCAAAAAUAUUUGGAGAUAACGAAGAAGAAAAAUAUUUUAGUUUUAAAAUUGAUGAUAAUAUAUCGAUUAAUAAAAAAUUUAAAUUGGAUGUAAAACUUGAAGAUGUGCGGAAGGAGUUAGCAGAAUAUCGAGAUGAAUGGAAAGCGGAAAAGCUUUUAUUUAAAUAUGAUGGAAGUUGGAUACUCCAUGAGGAUGAACCUAAUUAUACAAUAAAUAAACUCUGUAAACCUAAUAAAUAUAUAUGUGUCGAAAAUCUGUUAAAAGAAAUAAAUGUUUAUUUAGAUAAUAAGGAUGGCAAAAUGUUGCUUCCAUUCUUAGAUCCUAAGGAUAAACUAAAAGAUAUUCGCAAAAUAUUCACUGAAAACAGUGAACAUGAAGAAAUUGUUAAUGGCUUCAAGUUCAGAUGGCAGAAUGGAACCAUCGUUAAAGAAUGCCAAGAGGAUGUUAGAAAGUUAGAAGAAAUUUUGGUAAAUGGCAACGAGUUAUAUAUUUCAACUUCACAAAAGGGAAAGGUCAUAAUUUACAGUAGUCAUAGUAAAACUUCCAGUCAACCACUUAUAUAUGAUUUAGAUAAAGGAAAAAGUCUUUCAGAAAUUCGAGAAGAACUUGAGAGCACUUGGAAAGAACAAACUCAGUUAUAUAUGUGUUCGGAUUGUUAUUUUCUAGAUCAAAAAAAGGCACGCAUUGUUAGAUGCAAUGAAAAUAAUUUAAAGCUAGAGGAUAUUUUAUCAAUUGAAAAUGGCGAUGAUGUCUUAAAUAUUUAUCGAGAACAUGAACAUGACCUAAUAAAGUUGACUAAUAAAUGUGGGUAUGGAUUUAUAAUGAAGGAUGGUUCAGUCGAACGAGCAAAAUAUCGUGCAUUUACAAUCGAAGAAACACCAGAAUGUCACAGUUUUGAGGAUAAAUGUGAGGAAGAUUUAUUCGAAUGUAAAAAUGAAUUUCAAGAAUUAUAUAAACGAAACUUUAUUACAUUUGGUACAACGUCUAUUCUACCAUGGGCUUCCAUUUUUAUGAAAGCCAGCUACAGUUCCUCGUAUAAAAAACCAGAAAAUUAUAAAACUAUAAAAUAUUCAUACAUUAAGUUGAGGCGAAUGAGUGUAAAUAUUUCAAGGAGCAAAAUUUCAGUAGCUGGUGAAUUUGUUGAUGAUGUUAAAAAGGCAUUAAGCAAAGGGAAUCAAGCAGAAAAAGUAAAAAAUCUUAAAAAUAUAGCAGAAAAGUAUGGCUAUUUUUACGCAAGUUCAGUAAACUUUGGAGGUGUUAUCGUUCAACAAAUUGAAGACACAAAGUAUUCAAAAUCAGUUAAAUCAUUUCAUAUCAAAUCUCAAUUGGCGGGCACCACCUUGGAAACUGGAACAAGCACUGCUAUGGAGUCAAGAAGCAUUAAAUCUAGAUACGUAAUAAAAGGGGGAGAUAAGUCCUGCAACCUUUCUGGCAAGCAAUUAGAAGAUAUUCCCAAUAUAAAAGAAUGUCAAAUAUUUACCACGAUUUUGAAGAAAAAAAAAGAUAGGCACAUAUUUUCUUCGUGCGUAGCUUAUGAUACUCCCGAGAAUCCAAUAAUUAUUGUUAGUCGUGUUCCAAAUAAGAAAAAAAAACUUGCCAAAAAAUCGAAUCCAAAUUGCAUAAUUAUCCAAAUUGGAUGGAUGAUUGUGGGAUAUCCAACAGAUACUUUUGACUUUGAAUUAUCAAAUCAAAUUAUAAUUGAAAGUGAAAAACGAGAAUUGAAUGAUCAAUAUAUUGUUGAUAAUAUUUCGCAUAUGACUAAUUUGAACUUAGGAAAAUUUUCAUUAUCUACAUGUGUUAUGGAUAACGUAGAAAAUUCUUUACAAGAAGAAACAACUUCAAAAUCAAGAACUUUAUACUUGAAAACAGAUGGAAUUAAUCCCAAUGAAAAGCCUAUAUUCGCAAAUCAUUCUUUUGACAAAGAUUGUCAUGACGAUGAAUGCCAUGGAAUAAUUAAUGUUUCUCCUGGCCAUCUUCAUUUUAAGAUAUUAAAUGAUUAUUCAUCCGUUAAAAGCAAACCAGAAAUUUCUUAUUUCAGUGUUUUCCCAGAGGGACUACUGUAUAAAAAUGAGGUCUGA
This is a messenger RNA of Racocetra fulgida, 2097 nucleotides long. The record is from the annotation of a GenBank genome assembly. Lineage: Eukaryota; Fungi; Glomeromycota; Glomeromycetes; Diversisporales; Gigasporaceae.